UGUCUCUGUGGCUUUCGGCGGGCUUGUUUGUUUGUGUGCAAUCUUAAUUUCGUCUUCGCAUGGAAGGAAAUGGAGGUCUCGAGUUCGAAAAGCCGGCCGUGGGAUUCUCGGCCGUGCGGGCGGUGGCGAACAGCAUGAUCGCCGACUUCGGUCUGGUGUCGCUGUGCCGCUACUUUAAGAUGGGCAAGCAUGAGCGCUUCAGGGACUGUCUGCGCUGGCUGGAAGCUUUCCAGAAGUCAUCUAAGCAGCUUCAGAGGCACCACUUCAAGAAGCUGACUGUCUGCUGCUUUCUUGCGCGGGUUGUGGAUGGGAAAGAGCAAGACGUCCAAUAUGACAGUGAUGAGCGAAUAAGCCCGUUAAUGUCAGCCAUUCCCCUCUGGGACUCCCUGGAGGACGUGGUGGUGGAUAAGGCCCUCUUCAACAACAUCAAAAGACUGCUUUUUAUCCAGGCCGUGGCCGUGUUUAUGGAGAGAGGUGAUUACGUCAAGGCGCAGUGGGUCCUGAACUGGUUGAAGGACGAGUUCGCCCUGUCCCCGAAUCUGAAGAUGAAGCUCUCCACGAUUGUCAACAUGAAGGAUGCGUACCAUAUGUUUCUGACGACCUUCAGCUUUGUCAGCUUGGUGGAGAAUAUCAAGGUGUUCUUGGACCAGUUCCUGGAGGAUCAUCCCUCUGACUUUAUCGUUAAGGUAGCUUCAAAGGAGGCAGGGUCACGUCUGGCAGCAGUGCAGAUGAACAGCGAGGAUGAGGAAUCCUCAGAGAACACGAAGGAGCCGUCCAGGAUGGACGAGGCAGAGACAAAACUCGAGGCAUCAGAUCAAAAUCAAAGUGUGGGGGCCUCAACGUCCUGCCAAUUAAAAACAAGGGCAAGAAGAACUUUAUUUCCUAAACACAAUAUUUUGCCGUGGAAACCAGGCAGCAGCAAGAAACCAGCGAGUAGCCAUCACAUGCACAUUAACUUGAGGGGCAAAGACCGUUCUACCCGCCAGUCUUCCAAGCCGCAGAAGUCAGCAAAUCAAUCAAGUAGAGCAAAAAGAAAGAAAUGGACGUAUGACGAAGACCGGGACUUGAGAAGCGGCGUGCUCCGUUACGGCGUAGGCAGAUGGGCCAGGAUCCUGGAGGAGUUCGGCUUUGAGGAUCGCACCAAUGUCAUGCUGAAGGACCGGUGGAGGACACUGCAGAAACAGAACAAGGUGGGAGGGAGGGGAUGAGAUGGACAGGUGCCAGGGUGCUAAAACCAGCUCUAUGUCCCCCACUGCCAGCAUCCUGCGGCCCUGCAAGUCUGGGUGAAUCUCUUAGGUUCCUGAUUUUGUGACCAAAAGACCCCAUUGAUCACUUUAGACUUUGCGCGACUGCAAACUUGGGAUCACCGUCACCCCCUUCAGAGAAAUUCCUUCCAUGGCUCCGUCAUAUACUGCAGAAAUUCCCUGCCGCAGAUGGUUUUCCAGAAACUACCGCCAUCAGACCGUGUAGAGGGAGCUGCGUUUCAGGGUAGGAAAUCUUAGGGUGGAAUUACAAUUCAUGGUCAGACGUAGCAUGUCAUGGGUUCCCCAGUUUGAAAAAAAAAAUAAACAUUUAAUCUUUU
Messenger RNA from Brienomyrus brachyistius, 1582 nucleotides. RefSeq names its product telomeric repeat binding factor (NIMA-interacting) 1 (gene terf1). Lineage: Eukaryota; Metazoa; Chordata; Actinopteri; Osteoglossiformes; Mormyridae. The record is from RefSeq and is a predicted model, not a curated record. The coding region runs from base 60 to 1208 and encodes 382 amino acids. Gene Ontology annotation, molecular function: protein homodimerization activity; telomeric repeat DNA binding. The transcript has 11 exons. Gene Ontology annotation, cellular component: chromosome, telomeric region; nucleus. Gene Ontology annotation, biological process: telomere maintenance.